AUGGCUCUUGCGAAGCACAGCAGGAGGGCAGCGCCAAGGAGUGCGGGGUCACAGGCCCCUCGAUCGAUCGUCUUCGCGGCCAGGAACGUGGCUUUCACUCGUCGUCAUGCGCAGCAGCAGGCAGUGGUGGCGCUGACGCGCAGCGUGGACGAGGAGGUCAGCGCGCCGCGCCAGGAGCGCCCUGUGGCGAGCGAGCCGGCGCGCGUGGUUGCCACGCCGCCCCCAUCGGCUAACGGGGCGCUGCAGAUCCCUGUUGAGGACCGCCCUAAGACGUUGCGCAACAUCGUCUUCGUGUCCUCCGAGGCGGCCCCCUGGUCAAAGACUGGCGGCCUGGGCGAUGUGGUGGGCUCUCUGCCCAUCGCGCUGGCGGCACGUGGCCACCGCGUCAUGGUGGUGGUGCCGCGCUACGCCGAUUACGAGGACACCCACGACACAGGGGUGCGGGUGACCCUCCUGGGCCACACCCAAGUCUCAUACUUCCACAAACGCGCAAAGGGCGUGGACUGGGUGUUUGUCGACCACCCCAGCUACAAGCGGCCCGCGGGGCUGUACGCAGACGAGCACGGGCCCUACCCUGACAACCAGUUCCGCUUCACGGCGCUGUGCCUGGCUGCGUGCGAGGCUCCGCUGAACUUGCCGCUCCCCAGGGGGGACAACGCGGAGGGCCAGAAGGAGCUGUACGGUCAGGACAUCACAUUCGUGGCCAACGACUGGCACGGCUCCCUGGUUCCCGUGUACCUCGCGGGCAAGUACCGCCCUCACGGUGUGUACACCAACUCGCGCAGCAUCCUGGCCAUCCAUAACCUGCGCCACCAGGGCGUGUACCCGCCGCACUCCUUCAAGGAGCUCGGCCUGCCUGACAAUUGGUACGGCGCGGUCGAGUUCCAGUACCCCCCACACCAGCGGCAGGGCAGCUACGCGGAGGAGGGGCGCAGCGUCAACCACUUGAAGGCCGGCAUCACCACAGCUGACCGCCUGCUGACUGUGUCGCCGGGGUACAGCGGCGAGAUCAAGACCUACCUCGGCGGCUGGGGCAUGGAGGGCCUGCUGGCCAGCCGCGCUCCCGUGCUCAGCGGCAUCGUCAACGGCAUCGACAUGGAGGAGUGGAACCCGGCCUCUGACAAGUUCCUGGCGGCCAACUAUUCCAUAGCGGACUUCAAGGCCGGCAAGGCGGCCAACAAGGCGGCGCUGCAGAAGGAGCUCGGGCUGCCGGUCAACCCGGACGUGCCGCUGCUGGCCUUUAUCGGGCGGUUGGACUUCCAGAAGGGCGCAGACCUGCUGCUGCAGGUGGCGCCCUGGAUGAUGAGCCAGGGGGUGCAGCUGGUGUGCCUGGGUACGGGCACCCCUGACCUGGAGGCCGGCCUGCGGUGGCUGGAGGCGACCUACCCCCAGCAGGCGCGCGGCUGGGUGGGGUUCAACGUGGCGAUGAGUCACAAGAUGACGGCAGCUGCCGACAUCCUGCUGAUGCCCAGCCGCUUUGAGCCCUGCGGCCUCAACCAGCUCUACGCCAUGCGCUACGGCACAGUCCCCGUGGCCCACAAGACUGGGGGCCUGGGGGACACAGUGAUCGACUUCAAUCCCUUCACACAGCCCCCUGUGGGGACUGGCUGGACCUUCAGCAACUUUGACGCGGGCGGCCUGAUGCACGCUACUGGGCUGGCGCUGUCGACCCUGAGGAAGCACCCGGAGGACUUCCAGGGCAUCCAGCGGCGGGGCAUGGAGCGGGACAGCAGCUGGAACUGCGCCGCGAAGAAGUACGAGGACAUAUUUGAGUGGGCCUCCAUCGACCCUCCGUACUGCAAGUGA
Messenger RNA from Monoraphidium neglectum, 1806 nucleotides. RefSeq names its product starch synthase. The record is from RefSeq and is a predicted model, not a curated record. Lineage: Eukaryota; Viridiplantae; Chlorophyta; Chlorophyceae; Sphaeropleales; Selenastraceae. The transcript has 16 exons. Bases 1 to 1806 code for a protein of 601 amino acids. Gene Ontology annotation, molecular function: alpha-1,4-glucan glucosyltransferase (UDP-glucose donor) activity.